This is a messenger RNA of Coturnix japonica (Japanese quail), 4066 nucleotides long. The record is from RefSeq and is a predicted model, not a curated record. NCBI's taxonomy places the organism in Eukaryota, Metazoa, Chordata, Aves, Galliformes, Phasianidae.
GAUACAGUUGCCUCUUACAAGACGAAUCUCAUUGUGAUGUUCAGCAGACAGAGCUCAGCCUCAUAUGUCUCUGUAGUCAGCAGUUCUCCCAGUUGCUAUUAUGUGUACCAUUCUUUCCUUUCUGCACUAGAGGGAAGUGCUUGGCAAUUACUGAGAAGAGAUAUCACCUGUUUGUGAACCAGUUGGUUGGACAUACAUCAGGUUUACCUCUGCAAGGUGGAGUAUUGCAGGUGUUCAGAGGAAAGAUUGUUGUGACCACUUCAGGACAUAGAGCUGUACCUAAGAAGUCCUGUGUCAAUCCUUUGACUUCCACCUGAGCGAAGGACUUUUAUUUUUUAGAUACCUAACCAAGUUUUAUAGGCUGGGUGUUGGAAUAUAUGCUUAGAGUUCUCUUUUGCAGCAAGGAAAUACUUAUUGGAAGGAAAUACAGAUGCCAAGGCUCUCUUGCUGCAGAUUCUGUCUGGAAUGGGUCGAAAUGUGCAGCAGAUGGGCCUUCACCUGUGUGUUACUGCUGUGCUGCUCCUUUGUGAAGGACGAGGGAGAGAUUUCCCUGGCAGUCUGAGCUGCCUGAAUAACUAUGUGACUACUGUGAGCUGCACGUGGGCACCAGAGGAGCCUGUGGGUGAUGGACCUUUCCACCUGCAUUUCACAAACCUCUGGACUAAGGGCCAAAAUGCCAGCUGCCAGCUGACUGCUGGAGACAGCGUGCAGGAUCAGUACCGCUGCACAAUGCACUUAGCAAGACAGAUCUUGGAAACAGAUGGUUACAGAGUCUCUCUCCAAGGCAACUUCUAUGGAAGUAAUCACACAUACGUUACCUUUCCAGAGUACAGUCCCCGCCAGCACAUAAAACUUGAUCCACCUUUGAACAUCCAGAGCAACAUUACUGCCAGCAAGUGUUGGAUAUGGUGGACUGUCCCUUCCUACCUCGAUGAAAUCCUCCAGUACCAGUUGCAGUACAAGGAGUACAGCACAUCAUGGGAGGCUGCGCUGAACAAGACACCACCCAGUUCACUACCACAAAUAGAGAUUGAAGGCACAGAAUUUCGCAGUGGCAUCCCAUACAUUGCACGUGUUCGCUGCAAAGUUUCUGAAAUUGAGGAUUCAUACCACAGUCAGUGGAGUGACUGGAGCCAGACAACGGUAUUUCAAAGAGAAGGUGUAUCAGAACUGUCUGAAAAACUCUUUGAUACCAAAACAUUGCAGUUCUUGAUCAUUCCUCUGACUUUUGGCACCCUACUCUAUUUAUUUUGGAACUUAAAGCUUUCUUCAAGGGCAAAAGUCCUCUCCUGCCUUAAUAUUCCCACACCAGCUGCUUUCUUUCAGCCACUCUAUAAUUUGCAUCAUGGGAAUUUUAAGGACUGGGUUGGACCUAACGAGGCUUGUAACCCACUCAGAAGAGAAGAGGCAAGCAACUCAAACAAAGUGACUGCAGAUGAAGUUUCUGAGCUAAACAUCCAAGAACUGAUUUCCCAGAUUUCCUUGAAACCUAUGGAAAGCACAAAUUUGGCUGCUGCAGAAGAGAUAUUUGCCUCUGUCUCUGGUCCAAGCCAGCAGUAUGUCCCCAGCAAGUGUGUAAGAGAAGAGAUAGAAGUCAGGCCAGCAGUACCGAUAACCCAAAUCCAUGCUAAUGAUACCGUUGGCCUGAAAGUCUCUGAAAAAAUUAAAGCCAACCUUGAGAGCUCUAGCAUGGGAAGGAAUUAUCCCUCCCACCUACAGCCUGGAAAGAGUGACUGCCUUGUACUUCAGGAAUCUUUGGAGAUGGCAAGUGUGUCAUUCAGCAGUAGUGACUAUUGCACCUUGUGUGAUAGUGAUACCACUGAAGGUUUGAUUCCCGCUGAGCUAUUGAAGCUGUCUGAUGGUAGUGGUCUGCUCAAAUGUCAGAAUGACCUUCCCUGAGGAAUGUUGUCUACACAGAUCUCUGUGGUGCCCUCUCAUCUCCCAGUAUUGUCUUCAAAAAUGGCUUAAAUGGUGACCAUGCAGACAAUUACCAUCAUAUAAUUAGAUCCCUUUUUAGACCAAGAUUUUGGUCUGGCUUUAUGCAGUGUUUCCAGUUUCAAACAGAAUGAGAAGGAUGCUUCCUAAAACUGUCAAAUCGGCUGUAUCUUAAAUCUCUCAUAUGUACACAGCCCUUGCAUAUGAACGCAUCUGCAUGGGAAGUGAACCAGUUUCAUGAAGUCUUGUUUGCUUUAGGAAGGUAUUCCAAACUGGUUUUCCUAGCAAAAGUGUAAUGGAAACUAUUCUAUCCAGAUACAAACAUAAGGAGCAGUAGGUCAGGCCAUGGAAGGGAGAACAUAGAACUUAAGAUAGAGAAGCAAAUGCAAAUAGAGAGAUUGAAUGUGGUGGGAAAUGACAGAAAAUGAAAAGCCAAGGAAGAUGCUGCCUUUGUCCAUCAGGCACAAACAGGAGGACUAUGGGAAAUGAGUAUGGAGAUGACGAUGGGAUCAUGGUUAAAGGGCUGAAAUGAUAUUGCAUCAUCAGAUGAAACACUUAACAAUUUUGGCAGUUUCUGCUUUGAUGCAGCUACUUAAAAACAAAACAGACUGCAACAGCAACAAAAGGGGAAGUUCAGAGAGGAACCCAAUUUGCUGUUCUUUCACCUUUUUCAUUUUAUUAUUUUUUUAGUCGUGUUUGAGACUUUUAUUAGGUUCAAGUUGAGUUUUUUCACAGCUCCUCCCAGAAUCUCUGAACUGUUUCAAGUCCAGUUUUUCCAGGAAAGUGUGAUAUACAUCGUGCCAGUGGAAAACAGAGAAUUUUUGUUUAGUAAGGAAAUGUAACAUGGGCUCUGGUCAAGUUUUUCAUUUUCUGGGACUACUGAGAGCAUGUUACAUCUAUCACCCACACCAGAACGAAGCCACCAGUCUUUUUUCCUUUCUUCCCUGAGUGUUGAGUUUUGGCAGAUUAAACAGUGUGAGAAGGUACUUGGGUGAUGUUUGUAUGCCACAAAGGAACUGAAAAUAUUCCAUGAUAAAGGAUAUGUUUUAGUUUGUAGUUGUUUGUUUGUUUUUCCCUUACCUGCUAAGAUGAAUAAAGUAAAAGAUCUAACACUGUGAUUAUUUAGAAGUAAAUAAAGAAAUUAAUUCAAAAGCUGUUUUUUGGAAGUUGGUAUUUGAGAGCUUUGGAAACAGCUUUAAGUCCAAAAAUAAAAACAACCCCACAGUUAUGAAAAUAUUGACUAUACAAAUCAUUAGUAAAAGUUGACUUGAAAACAUCAUAGAAAAAGGAAAGAACUAAAUGCCAUCCUUAUUUUACACACCAAACUACUGAGCCAGUGCUGCAGCUACCGCCACCAAAAGAAAAAGUAAGUAUCCUUAGUAAAGAUAUAUUUUACAGCUAGUAAAGCCAAGAGGGACUUGCAUGGUGAGCUAUCCUAUGGUGCCUAGCAUGUGGCCAUGAGCUUGGUUCUGCUGGCUGUCCACCCAACAUAUCUCUGGUUCACAGUGUCACCUCUGCUUCAUUCGUGUUCACAGUGAUGAGUGUCAGAAACUGUAUCUCCAUCAGACAUUUUCCUGUGUAGUUAUCUGCAUACUCAUUUCAGGAAAAAGAGAUGAGAGAGGUCAGAUUGUACAUUACUCAACAGUAUAGGUAUCUAAAAGAGCAACAAGUGAGAUUAAGAUGUGACCUGUCAUGUACUCAGGAUGAAUUCUCUUCACAGUAUGAUUUCUGAUGCAUUAAACAACAAUGAAACUGUAGAACACUGGAGUCUGAUAGGCUGAAACAUGAAAAAAUGUUGAAGCUGCAGGGCAUAAGAUCACUGAUCUGCAAACUCUAACUAGAAGGAGCUGUGGAAGCAACCUUUUUUUCCUAUGUCAGCCAUUAGUCAAUGGCCAAAUAAAGCCAUAAAUCUUUUCCUGAUUAAGCAGAUGAGAUGAAAGUAAUUCCAGAGGCAAGAGAAACAGUUUGCUCUUUUUAUUCUACUUUUGUUAAAUCUGAUCAAUGUGUAAAGAAGAAACAGAGAAUGUUCAGCACACCGCAGUCUUACAGUUUGCCCAGAACACUGUCAAGUCUAGAUCCACAGCUCUGUCAUUUCAUCUUCCCUGUAUUGCUGUCCUCCUGUGAGUCACAA